CUCCCCCACGUGUGCUUUGCUGUUCGCCAGAUCUCCGCGGAGCGGCGGCGGCGGCCACUAUCCCUAGGGGAGUAGUGGGUGGAGGUUCGGGCGCUGGAACCUUGGCAGCUCGCAAUCUCUGAGCACGAAGCAGUGAGCGCUGGGGUCCCCCAGCACAGAGGGCCUAGGAUCAUGGAGCAUCUCUUACUGGAGGUGGCGGCCACACCACUGCGGUUAAUCGCUGCCAAGAACGAGAAGAGCCGCAGUGAGCUGGGCAGAUUCUUGGCCAAGCAGGUGUGGACACCUCAAGAUCGCCAGUCUAUCCUGAGUAUUUUAGCACAGUUGCUCUUGGAUAAGGAUUACACUGUGCUGAUUGGCCGUCAGCUGCGCCCUCUCCUUUUGGAUUUGCUGGAAAGGAAUGCUGAAGCCAUCAAGACAGGAGGCCAUGUUAACCAUGAUCUGCAUGAACGGCUCUGUGUGUGUAUGAGCAAGCUCAUUAGUAGCCAUCCUGAUGUGCUCCCGUUUGCCCUGAGGUAUUUCAAGGACACUUCCCCAGUCUUUCAAAGACUCUUCUUGGAGAGUUCAGAUGCUAAUCCAGUUCGCUAUGGGCGAAGACGGAUGAAACUUCGGGACUUAAUGGAAGCAGCCUACAAGUUUCUGCAGCAAGAGCAAUCUGUGUUCCGGGAACUCUGGGACUGGAGUGUGUGUGUCCCCCUCCUCAGAAGCCAUGACACUUUGGUCCGUUGGUACACAGCCAACUGUCUUGCCUUGGUCACCUAUAUGAACGAAGAGCACAAGUUAUCAUUCCUUAAGAAGAUUUUUAAUAGUGAUGAAUUGAUCCACUUCAGGUUGAGGUUAUUAGAAGAAGCCCAGUUGCAGGACUUGGAGAAGGCCUUGGUUUUGGCCAAUCCAGAAGCCUCCCUUUGGCAUAAGGAUAAGGAGCUGCAAUACCUACAAGGACACCUUAUUUCAGCUGACCUCUCCUCCAGGGUGACAGCAGUAUGUGGUGUGGUAUUGCCCAAGCAGCCUCCGGCCCCUGGAGAGCAGCAGGCUAGUAAUAUGAGUUCUUCACGAGAACAAGAGCUGGCCCUUCGAUCUUAUGUGCUGGUUAAGUCUGUCUGCAAAAAUCUUCAGACCCUGGCUUUGGCAGUGGCUUCUCAGAAUGCUGUGUUGUUGGAAGGACCAAUAGGAUGUGGCAAAACUUCCUUAGUUGAACAUUUAGCUGCAAUGACAGGUAGAAGAAAGCCUCCUCAGCUUCUCAAAGUCCAGCUUGGAGAUCAGACUGACAGUAAGAUGCUGUUGGGGAUGUAUCGCUGCACAGAUGUUCCUGGAGAGUUUGUGUGGCAGCCUGGUACCCUGACACAGGCAGCCACAAAGGGCCAUUGGAUUCUUCUGGAGGAUAUUGACUAUGCCCCCUUAGAUGUGGUUUCAGUGCUGAUCCCGCUUUUGGAGAAUGGACAACUCUUGAUUCCUGGCCGAGGGGACUGUCUGAAAGUGGCUCCUGGAUUUCAGUUUUUUGCAACCAGGAGACUCUUGACUUGUGGAGGUAAUUGGUAUCGACCACUAAAUAGUCAUGCCACUUUGUUAGACAAAUAUUGGACCAAAAUUCACCUGGAUAAUCUGAAUAAGAAAGAACUGAAUGAGGUUCUUCAGAGCAGAUAUCCCAGCCUGUUGGAAGCUGCUGAUCACCUGCUUGACAUUUAUAUUGAGCUUACUGGAGAGAAACAUCACUCUUCAAGUGAUAAUUGUAUUGAAAGUGAAGAGGCAUCUGAGGCAGUUUCAGAAGCCAGAAGAGAAAACAAAAGACCUAUCCUUGAGGGCAGAGAAUUGUCUCUAAGGGAUCUACUGAAUUGGUGUAAUAGGAUUGCUCAUAGCUUUGACAGUUCAUCUUCAUCAGCAUCAUUAAAUAUUUUUCAAGAGGCUCUGGACUGUUUCACAGCAAUGCUUUCUGAGCGCACAAGCAAAUUGAAAAUGGCAGAAGUUAUUGGAAGCAAAUUGAACAUUUCUAAGAAAAAGGCCGAAUUUUUCUGUCAACUUUAUAAACCAGAAAUUCUGAUCAAUGAACUAGAUGUGCAAGUAGGCAGAGUGCGACUUCUUCGGAAACAAAACGAGGCUGCUCAUGUACAGAGGGAGAAAUUCACUUUUGCUGCUACACGGCCAUCCUCUGUUCUCAUUGAACAGCUUGCAGUGUGCGUCAGCAAAGGGGAGCCUGUGUUGCUGGUGGGAGAGACUGGGACUGGCAAAACCUCUACUGUCCAGUACUUGGCACACAUUACAGGCCACCGUUUGAGAGUUGUCAAUAUGAAUCAGCAGAGUGACACUGCAGACUUGCUUGGAGGUUACAAGCCUGUGGACCAUAAGCUUAUUUGGCUACCCUUACGAGAGGCAUUUGAGGAGCUCUUUGCCCAAACAUUUUCCAAGAAACAAAACUUUACUUUCUUGGGGCACAUUCAGACCUGUUAUAGGCAAAAACGGUGGCAUAAUCUCCUGAGAUUAAUGCAGCAUGUACACAAGUCUGCUGUUGACAAGGAAGGAAAACAGAGUGAAACUGGGUUACUCCUAAAGGAGAAAUGGGAAGCUUUUGGCCUUAGACUCAACCAUGCCCAACAACAGAUGAAAAUGGCUGAAAAUGCCCUAUUAUUUGCAUUUGUAGAGGGUACAUUAGCUCAGGCUGUAAAGAAAGGAGAGUGGAUCUUGUUGGAUGAGAUUAAUUUGGCUGCUCCUGAAACAUUAGAAUGUCUGAGUGGUUUGCUUGAAGGAUCCUCUGGUUCCCUGGUGUUGCUUGAUCGAGGAGACACAGAGCCACUGGUUCGUCAUCCUGACUUCCGUUUAUUUGCCUGCAUGAAUCCAGCUACUGAUGUGGGCAAAAGAAAUCUCCCACCAGGAAUAAGAAACAGGUUCACGGAACUAUAUGUAGAAGAGUUGGAAAGUAAAGAGGAUUUACAGAUUCUUAUUGUGGAUUAUCUGAAAGGAUUGAGCAUGAACAAGAGCACAGUGCAAGGAAUCAUAAACUUCUACACAGGUUUGCGGAAAGAGUCUGGCACAAAAUUGGUUGAUGGGACUGGCCACAGACCUCACUACAGCCUUCGAACUCUCUGCAGGGCCUUGCGAUUUGCAGCUUCCAAUCCAUGUGGCAACAUCCAGCGCUCAAUAUAUGAGGGUUUUUGUUUGGGUUUCCUAACACAGCUCAAUAGGGCAUCACAUCCAGUAGUUCAGAAACUUAUUUGUCAACAUAUCAUCUCUGGCAAUGUCAAAAGUCUGCUGAAACAGCCUAUUCCAGAGCCAAAAGGAGGUCGGCUCAUCCAGGUUGAAGGCUACUGGAUUUCAGUGGGAGAUAAGGAGCCUACAAUAGAUGACACAUACGUUCUGACAUCUUCUGUUAAGUUGAACCUGAGAGAUAUAGUCCGAGUGGUCUCUGCAGGAACAUACCCAGUGCUGAUUCAGGGAGAGACCUCAGUUGGUAAAACAAGCCUGAUCAGGUGGCUGGCUGCAGCUACUGGCAAUCACUGCGUGCGUAUCAAUAAUCAUGAACACACGGAUAUUCAGGAGUAUAUUGGUUGUUAUACAUCUGACUCUUCAGGGAAGCUUGUGUUUAAAGAAGGUGUUCUUAUUGAUGCUAUGAGAAAGGGCUACUGGAUUAUCUUAGAUGAAUUAAAUUUGGCCCCUACUGAUGUGUUAGAGGCACUCAACAGACUGUUGGAUGAUAACCGAGAAUUGCUCAUAACAGAAACACAAGAAGUCGUUAAAGCACAUCCUCGGUUCAUGCUUUUUGCUACACAAAAUCCCCCAGGACUUUAUGGAGGAAGAAAGGUGCUUUCUAGAGCCUUCAGGAAUCGGUUUGUGGAAUUGCACUUUGAUGAAUUGCCUAGCUCUGAGUUAGAAACAAUUUUACACAAGCGGUGUAGUUUGCCACCCUCCUAUUGCAGCAAACUAGUUAAAGUCAUGCUGGACCUUCAGUCCUACCGCAGAAGUUCUUCAGUAUUCGCUGGAAAGCAGGGCUUCAUCACCCUUCGUGAUCUUUUUCGAUGGGCUGAAAGAUACAGAUUGGCAGAGCAAACCGAGAAGGAAUAUGACUGGCUACAGCAUUUAGCCAAUGAUGGUUUUAUGCUUCUGGCAGGCCGAGUCAGAAAGCAGGAGGAGGUUAAUGUGAUUCAAGAAGUCCUUGAAAAGCAUUUGAAAAAAAAAUUGCAUCCUCCAUCACUUUUCUCCAAAGAAAAUGUCCAAAAAUUACUGGGUAAAUUGUCUACCCAGAUGUCUACAGUGGAGUCUAAGUUCAGCCAUAUUGUGUGGACUGAAAACAUGCGGAGACUUGCAGUGUUGGUGGGAAGGGCAUUGGAAUUUGGAGAACCAGUGCUGCUGGUUGGAGACACAGGGUGUGGGAAGACAACAAUUUGCCAGUUGUUUGCAGCCUUGACAAAUCAGAAAUUAUAUUCAGUCAACUGCCAUUUAAACAUGGAAACAUCUGAUUUCUUGGGAGGGCUACGGCCAGUGAGAAAAAAACCAAGUGACAAGGAAGAAAUGGAUACAUCAGGACUUUUUGAGUGGCAUGAUGGACCUCUGGUUCUGGCCUUGAAAGAAGACAGCUUUUUUCUCUUGGAUGAGAUUUCCUUGGCUGACGAUUCUGUCCUGGAAAGACUCAAUAGUGUCCUUGAAGUAGAAAAGUCUCUGGUGUUAGCUGAAAAGGGCAGCCCAGAGGAUAAGGAUAAUGAGGUGGAGGUGUUGACUGCUGGGAAAAAUUUCCGAGUCUUAGCAACCAUGAACCCUGGGGGUGACUUCGGGAAAAAAGAGCUGUCUCCUGCCUUAAGAAAUCGUUUUACAGAAAUAUGGUGUCCUCAAAGCACAAGGCGUGAAGAUUUGGUUCAAAUAAUAAGUCAUAAUCUUCGUCCAGGAUUAUGUCUGGCCAGAACAGAUCAUAAAGGAGCUGAUAUAGCUGAGGUGAUGCUGGAUUUCAUCGACUGGCUGACCCAUCAGGAGUUUGGCCGCAAGUGUGUUGUCAGUAUCAGAGAUAUCCUGUCCUGGGUUAAUUUCAUGAACAUAAUGGGGGAGGAAGCUGCUAUGAAAAGACCAGAGAUUAUCUCUACUGUGACAUCAUUUGUCCAUGCUGCAUGCCUGGUGUACAUAGAUGGAAUAGGUUCAGGAGUAACCUCCUCUGGGUUUGGUACUUUAUAUGUGACUUUGUUUUUCAUCCCUUAAGGACCUGUCCUGCCCAGGAACAACAUUGCUGACUAUGCACUCAGUGCAGGCACCACAGCUAUGAAUGCCCAGAGGCUUUUAAGAGCUACCAAACUGAAUAAACCCAUUCUCCUGGAGGGCUCUCCUGGUGUUGGCAAGACAAGUUUGGUGGGAGCAUUAGCAAAGGCUUCAGGAAAUACCCUUGUUCGAAUCAAUCUGUCAGAGCAAACGGACAUCACAGACCUAUUUGGAGGAGAUCUACCUGUUGAGGGUGGCAAGGGAGGAGAGUUUGCCUGGUGUGAUGGCCCCUUGCUGGCAGCUUUGAAGGCAGGCCAUUGGGUUGUGUUGGAUGAGCUUAACUUGGCUUCACAGUCUGUAUUGGAAGGACUCAAUGCUUGUUUUGAUCAUCGAGGAGAAAUCUUUGUGCCUGAGUUAGGAAUGAGCUUUCAAGUACAGCAUGAAAAGACGAAGAUUUUUGGAUGUCAGAAUCCUUUUAGACAAGGAGGUGGGAGGAAGGGCUUACCCAGGUCUUUCCUGAAUAGAUUCACUCAGGUCUUUGUGGAUCCCCUUACAGCAGUUGACAUGGAGUUUAUUGCCAGUACUUUGUUCCCAGCCAUUGACAGAAAUAUUGUUAAAAAGAUGGUAGCUUUCAACAACCAAAUUGAUCUCGAAGUGACUGUUGAGAAGAAAUGGGGGCAAAAAGGAGGACCCUGGGAAUUUAACCUCCGGGACCUUUUCCGUUGGUGUCAGUUGAUGCUCGUUGAUCAAUCCCCUGGCUGUUAUGAUCCUGGUCAGCAUGUGUUUUUAAUCUAUGGUCAAAGAAUGAGAAGCAGGGAAGACAAGGAGAAGGUCAUUGCUGUGUUCAAGGAUGUGUUUGGUUCAAAUUCUAACCCAUACAUAGGAACCAGACUAUUUCAUAUCACUCCCUAUGAAGUUCAGCUGGGCUACUCAGUCCUUUCCCGUGGCAGCUAUGCUCCUCACCCAUCUCGCCGGCCCCUUUCACUUCUGCACCAGUCAUUCCAGUCCCUGGAGUCCAUCAUGAAAUGUGUUCAGAUGAGCUGGAUGGUCAUCCUUGUGGGGCCAGCCUCUGUUGGCAAGACCAGCCUAGUCCAGCUUUUGGCACAACUUACUGGCCACACAUUAAAGAUCAUGGCCAUGAACAGUGCAAUGGAUACUACUGAGCUUCUGGGUGGAUUUGAGCAGGUUGAUCUAAUACGACCUUGGAGGGAGCUGCUGGAGAAAGUGGAGGGUACUUUAAGGGCAUUGUUACGGGAUAGCCUUCUUAUCAGUGCCGAGGAUGCAGAAGUAGUGCUGCGUGCAUGGAGCCAUUUCCUUUUGACUUACAAACCCAAGUGUCUUGGAGAAGAUGGUCAAGGCAUCACAGUGGAAAUUGUCAAUAAACUGGAAGCGGUAUUGCUACUUAUGCAGAGACUCAAUAAUAAAAUCAACUCAUACUCUAAGGCAGAGUUUGCCAAACUUGUGGAAGAUUUCCGAAGUUUUGGGGUGAAGCUUAUGCAGUCAACCAGUGGCCAUAGCCAUGGCACAUUUGAAUGGGUUGACAGCAUAUUAGUUCGGGCCCUGAAGUCUGGAGACUGGCUUCUAAUGGACAAUGUUAACUUCUGCAACCCAUCAGUGCUGGAUCGUUUGAAUGCUUUGCUUGAACCUGGAGGCGUCCUCAACAUUAGUGAAAGAGGAAUGAUAGAUGGAUCCACUCCCACAAUAACACCCAAUCCCAAUUUCAGGCUUUUUCUUUCAAUGGAUCCUGUUCAUGGAGAAAUAUCCAGAGCUAUGAGGAAUCGUGGACUCGAAGUCUACAUUUCAGGAGAAGGCGAUGAGAGCAUUCCGGACAACCUGGAUUUGAAAGUUCUGCUGCACAGCCUUGGAUUGGUUGGAGACAGUGUGUGUGACAUACUCUUGUCUCUACACAUGGAGACCCAAAGCACUAUUUUAGGUGAGACAGCAAUACUCAUUGUCCAGUACCUGCAGCGAGGGCUGAGUUUAGAUAGAGCCUUUUUUGAAGCAUGCCGGGAAGUAUAUGUUGUCUCCCAGCAUUCAGCAGCAAACCAGAAGCUCGUGCAGGCUUUACUGGAAAAAUGUGUUUCUUCUCUGCGAGCACGGGAAACCUGGGGAAACUCAAUUCUUGCCACGGGACUGUGGCCAGAUUCUGUGCCCUCAGCUCUCUUUGCUACCGAAGAUUCUCAUCUCUCUAUUGUCCGAAGGGAUGGACAGAUCCUGGCAUACUGUCUCAACAGAAUGAGCAUGAAAACCAACAGCUGGGUGAGGAGUCAGCCUCUUACCUUGCAAGACUUAGAGAAAAUUAUGCAGUCUUCCAACCCUGAGAACCUGAAAUUUAAUGCAGUAGAGGUGGAAACAUAUUGGAUCGAUGAACCAGAUGUUUUGGCCAUGGCUGUUAAACUGCUCAUAGAAAGAGCAACAAAUCAGGAUUGGAUGCUCAGAGUUAAAUGGCUUUAUCAUUUAGCGUCUAACAUUGCUUCUUCUUUCUCCACAGAGUCAAUACAAAUUAAUUUGGAAGCCAGUGCUGCAUCUCUUAGGAAUUUUUACUCAAAUUCUCUCUCAGCUGGGGUCAUGAAUAUCUUCAAACUAUUACAAGCAAAUAUAACAGAUGACUUUGUGAUCCCUUUGGACCCCCGGUGGAAUAUACAGGCUUUGGACAUUAUUAGAAAUUCAAUGGACUAUGAUCCACAAACGGACCAGCCCAAGCAGCUCUUUUCCCUUUUAGAAUCAGUUGCAAACAAGACAAUUGUUUAUCUUGACCGGGAAAAACGAAUUUUUACUGAAACAAAUUUGAUUUCUGUUGGUGGCAAAAAGUUAAGAAAUAGUGUUUUAAGAAUGUCCUUUGAAUUUCAUAAAGAUCCAGAGAGCUAUCACAGCCUGCCCCAUGAAAUUGUGGUCAAUCUUGCUGCUUUUUUUGAACUUUGUGAUGCAGUAAUCCUGCUCUGGGUACAAUCCCCCCAAGGUGUGGUGUCUGACGCCAAUGUCUUUGAGAUCUUAGAUUCUUUGAGAUGGCGGGACCGGUUUUGGACUGUGGCUGACACGGUAAAAGUGGAUGCUCCGGGUCUGGCUUUGCUUGCUCUCCAUUGGCACUGGGUUUUAAAACAUUUAGUCCAUCAAAUCCCCCAACGCCUGAUGAAUCAUGAAGACAAAUAUUACAAAGAGGUUCAGACCGUGUCAGAACAUAUUCAAAAUUGUCUUGGUAGCCCAACUGGUGGCUUCAUUGGUAUAAAGAGGUUGCAGAAGUUCCUGGGACGACCAUUUCCUUUCAAGGACAAGCUAGUGGUAGAGUGUUUUUCACAGUUGAGAAUCCUCAACAGAGCCCUUGCCAUCAGAGAGCAGAUGCCUGUCGUUGGGGAGAGUGGAUGGCAAGAAGAUUUCAGUCGUCUCCAAGUGGUUGCUUCUGAGUGGACAUUAAAGAAAAGUCUCCUGCAGGCCUGGGGAUUGAUCCUCAGAGCUAAUAUUCUAGAAGAUGUCAAUCUAGAUGAGUUGAAGAAUCUUGUGAGUGCUCAGUGUUUAGAACUCAAGGCCAAAGGACUUUCACUUGGUUUUCCGGAGAAAAAGCAUGGUGAAGCUUCCUUUGCACCCCAGCCAGACUUUACCUCUUUAAUUCAACUCACCAGGAGUGUUCAAUUAUGGCCUACAAUGGAAUACUUGGCUAUGCUUUGGCAGUACAAAGUGACAGCUGAUUUUAUGACACAGGCUUAUUUGAGAAGGUUCAGCAAAAAUCAGCAACCUCUGAUAGAGGAGGAGAUAAGACAUCACAUCACAUUUUGUCUUCAGCACACACCAGUUGCUCCUCAAGAACUUCGAGACCUGUGGUCUUUACUGCAUCAUCAGAAGGGAUCUGCUGAAGAAAUUACUUGUUUGUGGUCUGAGUUAUUUAAUUCCACAUUUAUGUCUUUCUGGAGCAGUACUGUGACCACAAAUCCAGAGUACUGGCUAACAUGGAACCCUCUGCCCAAUAUGCAGCAGAGGGAGAUGCCCAAGUCCCUUUUGGACUCUACAUUAAAGGGCCCUGGCAGUCUCUGUAGAGCCACAUUCUCCAAGUGCUGCUUUGAAGUCUUGACUAGCAGCUGCAGAGCAAUUUCCUGGGAUGUGAGUGGCCUCCCAGUCCUGUCCUCUUCACAUGUCACACUGGGAGAGUGGGUUGAAAGAGCCCAGCAGCUACGGGACAUCAACUCAUUGCUUUGGACCAACAUGGCUGUCCCUUCAAUAGCAGAAUUCAGACACACAGACUCCCAGCUCCAGGGACUAGUGCUGUGCCGACACCUAGCGGGCCUAGCAGAGCUGCUCCCAGAACCCCAGCAGCAGGAGUAUGUACAGAACUGUGAGCAACUGCUGCUUAGAGACAGCCAGGCCUUCCACUAUGUGAUCCAGACUCUUGGGGAUAUGGCUGGUCAGGAGGCACUCCCCAAGGAACUACUCUGCCUGUUUCUCACCUCCCUGCACCACUUUUUUGGGGAAGGGGAGAAUAAGAGGAACCUGCCUGAACCAGCCCAGCGUGGGAGCCUCUGGGUGAGCCUUGGCUUGCUCCAGAUUCAGACCUGGCUUCCUCAGGCACGCUUUGACCCUGCAGUGAAGAGGGAAUGCAAGCUCAAGUAUGCCAAGGAAGAGUUACACCAGCUACAGUGUGAAUGGAAGACCCGGAACUUAUCAUCUCGGUUACAAACUGGAAGAGACCUGGAAAAUGAAGUAAUUAUCAAUUAUUCUCAUCCUCACAUCAGGUUACUUCAUCAAAGGAUCAAUUACCUAGAGAACUUAAUCUGCAGCCUGUCGAAGAAGCAGGCCUUCAGACCCCAGCUGCCUACCUAUGAGUCUCUGGUGCAAGAGAUCCACCACUAUGUCACCAGCAUUGCCAAGGCCACUGCUAUUCAGGAUCUGCUUACGCGGCUGCUGCAGGUUCUCCAUGCAGAUGGGCCACGAUCUGCCCAGGUGGCCCAGAGCCUUCUAAAAGAAGAGGCCUCUUGGCAGCAGUCACACCACCAGUUCAGGAAAAGGCUAGGGGAAGAAUAUGCCCUCUACCCAGAUUCUGUGAUUCCACUACAGGCUUCCAUCUUACAGUUGCAGCAUGGCAUGAGGCUAGUAGCAUCUGAGGUCCAUACCUCACUCCACAGCAGUGUGAUCUGUUCCGACAGGCUGGGUGCCUUGGCUAUGGCUUUGUUGGCUUUUCCAUCAGUGGGCCCCACCUUCCCCACCUAUUAUGCUCACGCAGAUGUCUUGUGCUCAGUGAAGUCAGAGGAGGUUCUUCGAGGCCUUGGGAAACUGACCAUUAACCGCUCAAGAGGAAAGGAAUCAGAAGGCAUGGGCCAGCAACCCUGCCCCACCCGCGAACAGCUGCUAAUGAAUGCCCUUCUUUACCUGCACUCCCAUGUGCUAUGCAAGGGAGAACUGGACCAGAGGUCCCUGUCACUCUUCAGACAUAUCUGUCAGGAGAUUAUCAAUGAGUGGGAUGAACAGGAACGCAUAGCCCAAGAGAAGGCAGAACAGGAAAAUAGCCUGUACAAAUUCAAGAGCAAGAGCUCUAGGAUCACCCUAAGCGAGGAAGAAGAGGAAGAACAGGAGUUCAGAAAACAGUUUCCACUGCAUGAAAAGGACUUCGCAGAUAUUUUGAUAGAGCCAACACUUGAGGAGAAAAAAGGAACUUUAGAUGGACAAGAAGAGGAUACAGCCACAGACCCAGCUGCCCUCUCCCAGAGUUCAAUGCAGGCAGUAAUGUUGAUACACCAGCAGUUGAGCCUCAACUUUGCUAGGUCCCUGUGGUACCAGCAGGCUGUGUCACCACAUGAGGCAAAGCACUACCUCAGCUUGUUUGCAUCUUGCUAUCAGACUGGGGCUUCUCUUGUGACACACUUCUACCCGCUGAUGGGAGUUGAACUGAAUGACCGACUUUUGGGCAGCCAACUUUUGGCCUGUAGCCUUUCCCAUAACACACUCUUUGAAGAGACAGCCUCAGACCUAAUGGUGAAACCUGAUGGGCCCUAUGAUUUCUACCAGCACCCCAACGUAUCAGAAGCACAACAGUGUCAGCCUUUGCUUCACGGUUUCUCAGAGGCUGUCAGUCAGUUGCUGCAGGAUUGGCCGGAACACCCUGCACUUGAACAGCUGCUGGUCGUAAUGGACAGAAUUCGUAGUUUCCCACUUUCCAGUCCUAUCUCAAAGUUUCUGAAUGGCUUAGAGAUUCUUCUGGCAAAGGCACAGGACUGGGAGGAGAAUGCAAGUCGAGCUUUGUCUUUGCGGAAACAUCUCGAUUUGGUCAGUCAGAUGAUCAUUCGGUGGCGCAAACUGGAGCUGAACUGUUGGUCCAUGAGUUUGGAUAAUACCAUGAAGCGCCACACUGAGAAAUCCACCAAGCACUGGUUCUCCAUCUAUCAGAUGCUUGAGAAGCACAUGCAGGAACAAACAGAGGAACAAGAAGAUGACAAACAGAUGACUCUGAUGUUGCUGGUCAGCACAUUACAAGCAUUUAUUGAGGGAUCCUCUCUGGGGGAGUUCCAUGUGCGACUUCAGAUGUUGCUGGUUUUCCAUUGUCAUGUUUUGCUGAUGCCACAGGUUGAAGGAAAGGAUUCACUUUGUAGUGUUCUAUGGAAUUUGUACCAUUAUUACCAGCAAUUCUUUGACCGGGUCCAGGCCAAAAUUGUAGAACUUCGUUCCCCUCUAGAAAAAGAACUUAAAGAAUUUGUUAAGAUAUCAAAGUGGAAUGAUGUGAGCUUCUGGUCCAUUAAACAGUCUGUGGAAAAGACACAUAGAACCCUGUUUAAAUUCAUGAAGAAAUUUGAAGCUGUCCUGAGUGAACCCUGCCGGUCAUCCUUGGUGGAAAGUGACAAGGAGGAAAAGCCUGACUGUUGGCCCAGGCCAACAGAUGAAGCCACAAGUGAGGCAUCUCCUAUCCAGAGUCUGAACAAGGCACUGAGGGAGACCCUGUUAGCCCAGCCAACAGCUGACCAGGCCACAAUUCCAGAACAGCAACAGGGUGCUACUCCUUUCUCUGUAGAAGGAAAACUUCUGCGUCGCUUGCCAAAGCUCAUGAAACGAAUGAGGAAGAUAUGCCUGACAUUCAUGAAAGAGAGCCCGCUGCCUCACCUCGUGGAGGGAUUUGAUCAGUUCACUGGUGAAGUGAUUUCUUCUGUGAAUGAGCUGCAGAGCUUAAAAGUGGAGCCCUCUGCAGAAAAGGAGAAGCAGCAGUCAGAAGCCAAGCAUAUUCUCAUGCAGAAGCAGCGAGCUUUAUCAGACCUCUUUAAACACCUUGCAAAAACUGGUUUGUCAUAUCGCAAAGGUCUUGCCUGGGCCCGUUCAAAAAAUCCUCAAGAAAUGCUUCAUCUUCACCCAUUAGAUCUCCGGAGUGCAUUGUCCAUAGUCAGCACUCAGGAGGCUGAUUCUAGGCUGCUUUCAGAAAUCUCGUCUUCUUGGGAUGGGUGCCAGAAGUAUUUCUAUCGCUCUCUUGCAAGGCAUGCCAGGCUUAACAUAGCCCUUGCAACUCCUGCCAAGGAGAUGGGCCUAGGCAACAUUGAAAGGUGUAAAGGGUUCUCGGCACACUUGAUGAAGAUGCUCAUCCAACAGCGGCGCUCCCUGACCACUCUGACUGAGCAGUGGAUUAUUCUCAGGAACCUUCUCUGCUGUGUACAGGAGAUUCACAACAGGUUGACAAGGCCUCUGGUCUACCCUGUGGCCUUUCCACCUCAGGACAGUGUGCAGCAGUGGACAGAGCGGCUACAGCACCUGGCCAUGCAGACCCAGAUUCUGCUCGAGCAGCUUUCCUGGCUCCUCCAGUGCUGUCCUACUGCAGGACCACCUGCAGGCCAUGGAAAUGCUCCAUUCCAGGGUCAGCCUACUGACAUCCACCUGGAAAAACCAGAACUCAUCAAGGGACAGCUGUCCAGAGCCGUUCCAGACUUGAUUCCCUUUUAUCUAAGCUACCCAUCCCCAGUACCUGGAAGUCAGCUACCCUCUGGUUGCCGUAUGCGGAAACAAGACGAGCUUUGGCAACAGUCAGUUGCAAAGUUAACAGAAAUGCUGAAAACCAUUAAAACAGUGAAAGCUAAUGUUGACAAAAUCAGACAGCAGUCUUGUGAGACCCUCUUUCAUUCAUGGAAAGAUUUUGAAGUUUGCUCUUCUGGGCUGAGUUGCCUGUCCCAAGUAUCAGCUCAUUUGCAAAGCCUAGAGUCCUUGUUCAUUAUUCCAGGGAUAGAGGUUGAGCAAACAGAACCACAAAUGAGUUUAGUUGAAAGCCUGGAAUAUGUAAGAAGAGAAAUCAAUAAAGCUGUUGAUGACUUUACUACUUGGAAAACACAUCUGCUCACUUCAGGCAGCCAUGGAGGACACCCAGUGUUGGAUGAAAGCUUCACUGAAGAUUUUGCAGAACAAAUGGAAACUGCCAUCCGGGCCAUCCUUUGUGCCAUCCAGAACUUAGCAGAAAAAAACAGUGAAAACGCAGAGGAAAGUCUUGACCAAAAAAGACCACAGGAAGAGGAUGAGGGAGCAAGCUUUGAGAGACUACACCCAGGACAUCUAACAAAACUCUUAGAAGAUGACUUCUGGGCCAGUGUGAGCACUUUACAUGUACAGAAAAUAAUUUCUGCCACCUCUGAGCUAUUGGAGAGGCUAAAAUCAUACAGUGAGGAUGGAACCACAUCAAAGCACACGGUCUUCAACCAGGCCUGUGGCUUGUUGGUGCGCCUAGUGCCCAUGCUAUACAGCUUCUCAGACCUUGUGCUCUUCUUCUUGACCAUGUCUCUGGCAACUCACCGGAGUACUGCGAAACUGCUCUCUGUGCUUGCCCAGAUCUUUACAGAGCUUGCCCAGAAGGGAUUUUGCCUGCCUGCAGAAUUUAUGGAAGAUCCAGCAGGAGAAGGAACAACUAAAUUCCAUGACUAUGAGGGAGGUGGAAUUGGAGAAGGUGAAGGCAUGAAGGAUGUGAGUGACCAGAUAGAAAAUGAGGAACAGGUACGUAUUCUCAUGCAUGAAAUACGUGGACAGAUUACAGAACGUGACUUCCUCUCUCAAGUCAUACAUAUACUAAGCUCAGUGCCUUACCUUUCAGAAGAGGAUGAUGAAAAGUCAGAUAGUGAGGGCGGAGACCUGGAUAAACAGAUGGGCGAUCUCAAUGGUGAGGAAGCUGACAAACUUGAUGAGAGGCUUUGGGGUGAUGACGAGGAGGAAGAAGAGGAGGAAGAAGACAAUAAAACUGAAGAAACAGGACCAGGAAUGGAUGAGGAAGACUCUGAACUUGUUGCUAAAGAUGACAACUUGGAUGCUGGGAAUUUGAACAAAGAUGAAAAACAGAAAAAUAAGAAAGAAGAAAAGGAAGAAGCAGGAUCCAAUGAGGAGGGACAAGGCCAAGAUAAAAUUAAUGAACAAAUAGAUGAGAGAGAAUAUGAUGAAAAUGAAGUGGACCCUUACCAUGGCAAUCAGGAAAAGCUGCCAGAACCUGAGGCUCUGGACCUUCCAGAUGACUUGAAUCUUGACAGUGAAGACAAGAAUGGUAGUGAAGAUACAGACAAUGAGGAAGCAGAAGAAGAGAAUCCUUUGGAGAUCAAAGAAAAACCUAUGGAUAUGGAAGAAGCAGGUCAUGAAGCUGAAGAGAUGAAUGAAGACACUGAGACUGACCAGAAUGAUGAUGAAAAUCAACCCAAGCCUGAGGAAGGCCCCAGUGAAGAUGACAAGGUGGGAGAGGAGGAGGAGAUGGAUACAGAAGCUGAUGACCAAGACAAAGGUGCUGCCGAACAUCCUGAAGAAAACUCAGAGGAGCAGCCGCAGCCAUCUCUGGAGGAAGAAGACAGGGAAGCCACUGAGGAAGGUGGAGAUAAUGGCACCCCUGUUGACCAAGGUCUCCAGCCUCAGAAUUCGGAAGAGGAGGAGAAAUCUGACACAGAGGAGCAGUUGCCAGAGGCAAUGGAGAGGAAAGAGCAUACUUCCUAUGGGCAGACUGCUAUGGAGAACAUACAGAGUGCACAGGCCGUGGAGCUGGCUGGGGUUGCACCUGAAAAGGAGCAGGGGAAAGAGGACCAUGGGAAUGGAGCCGCAGAUGCAAACCAGGCACAAGGUCAUGAAUCCAACUUCCUUGCCCGGCUGGCCUCCCAGAAACAUACCAGGAAAAACACACAGAGUUUUAAGAGGAAACCUGGGCAGGCUGACAACGAACGCUCCAUGGGUGAUCACAAUGAGCAUGUGCAUAAAAGGCUGAGAACUGUGGAUAACGACAGCCAGGCUGAACAGGAGGCAGCCCAGCCCCAACCUCAGCCCCAUGCAGAAGACGCAGACGCAUAUGAGCACAUUAAACAAGGACAUGACACAUAUGAUGCACAGACGUAUGAUGUGGCUAGCAAGGAGCAGCAGCAGUUUGCAGAAGACUCUGGCAAAGAUCAACAAGAUGAAGAAAUAGAGGAUGCCCUCAUGGAUACAGAGAAACAGGAAGAACUCCAAACAGCAGACAUGGAACAGCUGAAGCCAGAGGAAGUCAAGUCAGGAACCACAACAGUUUCUAGCCCUGAUGAAAUGGAAGUAGAAGCUCAAAUUGUUAAACCAGAGGAACACCAAGACUCCAGAAUAGACAGAUCCUACAAGGAGAGAGAGAAUGAGAAACCAGAGAGAAGCCGAGAUUCAACCAUUCAUACCGCCCAUCAGUUUCUUAUGGAUAUAAUUUUCCAGCCCCUUAUAAAAGAUAUUAAUCAGCUAAGACAGGAGAUGGAAAGACAACUAGAAACAUGGGAGCCACAGGAAUCUGGAAACUCGGGAGAAGAGAUGGCUGCAGCUGAGAUGUGGCAGAAUUAUCUGAUCUUGACUACACCUCUUUCACAACAGUUAUGUGAGCAACUUCGUCUCAUAUUAGAACCUACUCAGGCAGCCAAAUUGAAAGGAGACUAUCGAACAGGAAAGCGACUGAACAUGCGGAAGGUCAUUCCAUACAUUGCCAGUCAAUUUCGGAAAGACAAGAUUUGGCUCCGAAGGACCAAGCCCAGUAAACGCCAGUAUCAGAUUUGUUUAGCUAUUGAUGACUCUUCUAGUAUGGUAGACAAUCACACCAAACAGCUUGCAUUUGAAUCAUUGGCUGUGAUUGGAAGUGCUCUAACCCUUCUGGAAGUGGGUCAGAUUGCAGUGUGCAGUUUUGGAGAGACAGUAAAGCUAUUACACCCAUUCCAUGAGCAGUUCAGUGAUUAUUCCGGGUCCCAGAUUCUACGGCUAUGCAAAUUCCAACAAAAGAAAACCAAGAUUGCUCAGUUUCUAGAGUCUGUAGCCAACAUGUUUGCAGCUGCUCAGCAACUCUCACAAAACAUCAGUCCAGAAACUGCACAACUUCUCCUAAUAGUCUCUGAUGGACGAGGUCUUUUUCUUGAGGGCAAAGAAAGGGUCUUGGCAGCAGUUCAGGCUGCCCAGAAUGCUAACAUCUUUAUCAUUUUUGUUGUGUUGGACAAUCCCAGUUCUCGGGAUUCUAUCUUGGACAUUAAAGUACCAAUAUUUAAAGGACCCGGAGAGAUGCCUGAAAUCCGAUCAUACAUGGAAGAGUUCCCUUUCCCAUUCUAUAUCAUCCUUCGAGAUGUGAAUGCUCUUCCUGAGACACUCAGUGAUGCCCUCAGACAGUGGUUUGAGUUGGUGACUGCCUCUGAUCACCCUUAGAACAGAAAAAGCUGUCCAAAGCAAAACUGUUUGAAUCAUGGUCAGAAUAUUGCAAAUCUUACCUGAUGCUCCCUUUUGGAUAACUGUUUCUGAAAUUAUCCCUCUAAAAUACAUUGUUUUGAUUUUUAAAAUCCACCCAACGGCUACAAAACAUAUGAAAUCUCCUUAAUAAACCUGGGACAGAGAAGGAACAAACAUAAGCGGCAGGGCUCCCGUCUCAUAACUGAGGAGGCCAUACCCUCCCUGGAUCCAGCUACGUGUUUUCCCCUUGCAGAAACAUUUCUUGAGAUGCUGUCAGGAAUGAACUGUGGACCCUUUGGCCCUACUUUAAGUUCUGCCUUGGUGAACCUAAAGGCUGUCAUGUGGCUGAGAUGCAUACAGUUUUAUGCAGAGCCUGACCGCACAAUAAAUAUGGUAAGAAAAUGCACAAAGAACUCCUCUUAGAAGACAGGAAGCCCACGCAAUCGACAUAUAUAAGUAAAAAUGAAGUGGCUUUUCAGUGUCCUCACAUUUGCUGCUUCGGGAGACUAUGCAAUAACAAAGAUAAUUUUCCCUUGAUUUCAUUCUCUCAGUGCCAUAGUUCUAUUUGUUAUAAUAAUUUAUUUUAGUUUUUAUUUUUUUCCCUUAAUAGUUUAGGAGAAGAAUCAUUCCUCCCACUGCUUUCAAGCUAGACUGAGCCAGUCUCAUUCUGGAAAAGAAAUGCUAUGUUCACAGAAUUAAGCAGCUACAUCUACUUUUUUCCCCCCCAGUUAAAAUACACCAUUGGUUUUUCUUUGGCCAGAAAGCAGUGAUGUUUGAAUACUUGAAACUGUGAGCUGUAUUCUAUUUAAUGUUCUUUUGUAGGCAACAUGCUAUGACAUAAUCAUCUCUUCAUGUCUUUUAAGUUACACUGUGAAGUCUGCCACCCUUAUAGGUGGUGAUCAUUAAACACAGAUUGCUUGUUGUUUAACCAAAUGUCCUAAAGCAUGUAUCAAGUUAUCAUUUUUUAUUCUCGAAAACUAUGCAGUUUAUAUUCUGAAAGUUAUUAAAAUAAUACAACAUUGUUCAGA
Messenger RNA from Ictidomys tridecemlineatus (thirteen-lined ground squirrel), 17825 nucleotides. NCBI's taxonomy places the organism in Eukaryota, Metazoa, Chordata, Mammalia, Rodentia, Sciuridae. The record is from RefSeq and is a predicted model, not a curated record.